CUUGCAAAAGGGGCCAAUUGAAUUUUCAAAUUCUGGUCUAUCAACGAUAUAAAGAUAACGGAGAUAGCUUUGAAAUGUACCAAUGGAUUUUUUCCAUUUGUUGUUUACUGCCAAGAUGAAAGAGAGAACGGCGAUUGUCGGCACUUUGUUACCUCAGUCAGCCAGAAAGUAGGUCGUGGCAGGAGUUUUGGUUUGCCACAGGGCCCUCCACCAACUCGGCACGCACUGCAGGAAAUGUUUAGAGUCCGGUUCUAUCACAAAUCUUGCAUUUACUAGCAUUCGCAUUGACUUGGGCCACGUAUGACAUCUUCACUGAAUGAUGACAUCUCCAGUUUGCCAGUAUGUCCAAGACAUGACUUGACGCUCAUCUGUGGAAUAUAAAACAGGUAGCACCAACAAUCGAGUCGACAACAACAUCCUUUACAAGUGAAAUCAACUCAUCAUGUUUAUCCGCCUCUCUACCACUUUCCUUGUGCUCCUCGGCCUGACGGCCAUUGUCAGCGCUGGAGUGCCCCUUCCUCGUUCACCUUACGAGCCCAAUAGCGGCAAGCGCGACGAUCUCGCGAGGGUGGCCCGAUCCGAAACUUUCACAAAGCAACCAGACGCUCGCGCCGAACCUACCGCUCGUUCCGAAACUUUCACAAAGCAACCAGAUGCCCGCGCCGAACCUACCGCAAAGUAA
This is a messenger RNA of Suillus plorans, 682 nucleotides long. RefSeq lists its product as uncharacterized. Bases 443 to 682 code for a protein of 79 amino acids. The transcript has 6 exons. The record is from RefSeq and is a predicted model, not a curated record. NCBI's taxonomy places the organism in Eukaryota, Fungi, Basidiomycota, Agaricomycetes, Boletales, Suillaceae.